AAAACUAUCCGCGAAGAAGCUUCUCCUGAAAUUUUCAUCAAGAAAUCGAACGAAAAUUGAGCUGAAAAUGGCAUUUUUCAUGCUUCCCAACGUCGUAGAAUAUGCCUGCGUGUGUGGCCUUUUGAAUCCGCUUACAAAAUUGUAUUUCUGUCGCUACUGCAUGAAGCUUCGGUGCGGAUUCUGCGUUUGUCAUGAGGUGGAUUCGCACUUCUGCUCCAACUGUCUGGAAAACAUUCCGUCGUCCGAAGCGAAAAUUCGGAAGAAUAGAUGCAACACCUGCUUCAAUUGUCCUAGCUGCCAGCAUACGCUUUCGGUGCGUGCGUCAACUUCGAUUGUUCCUGCACCGUCGGCAGGAUCCGGCGAGGCGGUAAAAGCCGAAGAAGGCUCCGCUGAUGGUGUACAGAAAAAGGAAAGUACCCCAGAACCAUCCACUGGGAAGCAGAUUGCCAGGAAGAUGUACUAUCUUUCCUGUCUUAACUGUCGCUGGAGUUCCAGAGAUGUCGGGAUUCCGGAUCAGACCGUUGCCACGGGGCAAUGGCCCGAAUCGGAGUAUGCCAAUUCUACGCGAUUUUCACUGCUCCUGGAGCAUUACCAAUCGGUGGUUCUUCACGAGAAGCAGGAAAAACAGGAACUCUGGCGUCGCAAGACUCCUAAGCAAAGUAAAUUCCCCAGCCUGACGGAUCGGACCGGGUUGACUGUUGCUAUGAUCAGGCGGCAAAUGGGAUGGCCCGAUAGCAAGGCGCAAGUCAAGUCCACGCCCUUGCCAAUUAACAAAUCAGUUGCGAGUGAGACGGUGGACGAGCUUCCAGCGGAUAUCUUUACGAAAGAAUUAACCUUAAAUAACAUUACUACGCUACAGCAACGGUUGUCGCAUUCGGCCAAGCAGCCAUUUACGGUGAACAAACUGUUUCCUCAGCAUAAGUUGCUUUCGAUUAAAAGAUCGUUACGGUGCCGUCAGUGCGAUCACAACGUCAUCAAGUCGGAGUACAAUCCCAGCUCAAUCAAAUAUCGUAUCGCAAUGUUUGCGGCGUAUCACGUUCCGGAAGUUCGGUUCGUCCAGUGUGAGCCACUGGUCCAAGGACAAGAUUCGAUUCUGACUUUGAAGAUUAUAAAUCCUACCAUCAAUGAUAUGACAAUAACGAUCAUGGACCUUCCAAUGGAAGAAGAGGAAAAGCUGAUGAUCGAGGAGUUGAAGUUGGCUGCUGAGAGCAGUGCUUCAUCGUCGCUGAUGAUUAGUGGGUUGACUUCUAGUUUGGCGAAGCAAGCUACCCUGCUGGAGGAUCCGAGGAUGGUGGAGAGGAAAGUAAACGGCACCUUCCGACUGCCGGAUUCAUCCUUCAUCAUUAAUCAUCGUGACGACUCGGCCGAAUUCGAUGAAGUUGUGCAAUCUCAGCAGGAAGAUCCAAAAUUCAUUAUCUGGCGGAAAGCAAAUCAGAUAGCAAUGAAAUUGGCUGUUCAGCCUCGCGAAGGAUGUAAUCCGGAUGAGGAAAUCGUGAUUGGAUUUUCACUGCAGUACACCUACGUGAACACGGUGGUUGAAAAGAGUAGCACUCCAACGAAAGGACCUCAAAAGCAGGCACUUACUACUAGAGUUUACAUCAAGCUGGGAAAGUUGUCCGGAAACGAUGCAGCAUCGCCCUAGAUCCGAGAAGGUCGUCUUAGCACACAAUUAAUUGUUCAUUAUUUAUCAACUGCUUAUUGUAUCACCCACAUUUACUCAAUAUACAUUUAAUCGGCUUACACUGAAAUCAACUCGAGACUGUUUGUUUUUCAUUUUAUCCGAAUUUAUUCAUUAGUGUUUGUUUGUAUCAUAUAACGAAUACGAACGAGCUCUCCACUUUUUCGCACAUUUGGAAUUUUUCCCCCGCAGCAGCAGCUGUCGUUCUUUGUCCCCGAGUCUUCAGAUGGGGAAA
Molecule: messenger RNA, 1913 nt
Organism: Ochlerotatus camptorhynchus
Lineage: Eukaryota; Metazoa; Arthropoda; Insecta; Diptera; Culicidae
Gene: DCTN4-p62
Product: dynactin subunit 4
Exons: 3
Coding region: 68-1642 (524 amino acids)
Cellular component (GO): dynactin complex
Source: RefSeq, a predicted model, not a curated record